This is a messenger RNA of Malassezia globosa CBS 7966, 2751 nucleotides long. RefSeq lists its product as uncharacterized. Gene Ontology annotation, molecular function: actin binding. NCBI's taxonomy places the organism in Eukaryota, Fungi, Basidiomycota, Malasseziomycetes, Malasseziales, Malasseziaceae. The coding region runs from base 1 to 2751 and encodes 916 amino acids. Gene Ontology annotation, cellular component: endosome; lysosomal membrane; HOPS complex. The record is from RefSeq and is a predicted model, not a curated record. Gene Ontology annotation, biological process: intracellular protein transport; endosomal transport; vacuole fusion, non-autophagic. The transcript has a single exon.
AUGGCGGCUCAAUGGCAAAAGCUUGGCGACGCUUACUACCGCCGCACCAUCCAGUAUGAGCUGGGUUGGUCUGUGCAGCGUCUAGAUGAGUUUCUGGUCGCGUCAUCUGCCGAUAUGGGAUGGAUCGCGCUGACUCGCGACCCUGAACAGCUGGUAGCACUUGGUGACACGUCGGCCAUGGAGCCGAAGAUUCAAGUCUAUACAGGAGCAGGUCAGCUAUUUGAGACACUGCCGUGGGAUGCUCAUGCUCGGAUCGUAGGUCUCGGGUUCACGUGGCGUGAUGAACUCGUCGUUGUUGCAGAUGACGGGCAUGUACGCUUCUAUUCGUGGCUAGUUCCGUACCAUCAUCCACAGCAACACAGCGGUGGCAUGUCUUGUAUUGAGGCAACGCCAACCUCAUACUACCAGGUGCACACACUUGGGAAAGAAGCGACAGAGCUGGGCGUCGCUGGUGUACUCAUAGAGCCAAAGCACAUAUGGGUCCUCCUGCGGAAUGGCUCCCUGAUUGAUGCGCCUUUGACGAGCGACGACAUGUCUGUGUGGUCUGAGAUGCCGCUUACUAUAGACACGCAUGUGUUGCCUCCCCUCAGCACGCCGAGGCCGAGUCUGUAUGCAUGGACCCCAUUCACUCGACACGGAGAUGCGCGACUUUUCCUCUCGACCGACACAAGCGCAUGGUCCGUCCAUCGUUUCGACGGGUAUGCUAAGGAGGCGUAUGAAGAUGGUCCAAUGUGCGCAGUGAGUUUCAGUCCGAAUGGAAAGCUCGUUGCUUGGAUCAAUGAGCGACAGGAACUGAUCGUCGAUACGGUCGGUCCUUCUCGACGCCGCUUGCGGACGUGGGACAUUACGAGCGCUCAUGCGUACCAAGUAGCACCACUUGCAUUCCGCACACGAAAACUACUUGAGGAUGCAGAUCUGGUCGCAACGCCCACUGACAAAGGGGGAUUCGCUGCGUCGGGCGUGCACGCCAUGACAUGGUGUGGCGAUAAUGCCGUGGCUCUUGCCAUCUGUGAUCAUGUGCUGUUGGUGGGCCCGCAUGGCGAGCCGAUGGACUUUCCCGUGCGAGGGAUCCCGUACUUAUUUGGCAGUCACGAUGGGCUACAUAUCGUGCACCGUGAUGCACAUGAGCACAUCGGGAAGGUGGAAGCGCCAACGCUGCGUGCGUUGCGUCCAGGAUCCACGCAUAUUGCAGCGAUUCUUCUGGAUGCAUCACGCCUUGCUCAGCGGCACCGUCCCCAAGCGUAUGAAGCUGUACGAACGAUCCAGCACGAGUUGGCAUCCGCUGUGGACACGUGCAUUGAAGCGGCCACGUAUGAAUGGCUCGUCGAUACCCAAACAGCUCUGUUGCAAGCGGCGCUAUUCGGUAAAACAUUCAUCGACACGUACGAACCAACGCGGUUCCUGCAUGUGGCGCGCUUGAUGCGCGUGCUGAACGCUGUGCGCACACCGUGGAUUGGGAUCCCAGCGAGCUUCGACGAGACACAUGUCCCGAACCUCUUAUACCGUCUUGCUUCCCGCGGCCAGCACAAACUUGCUGUACGCAUGUGCGAGCAUAUGGGUGUGCGGCCAGAUGCCGUACUAAAGCAUUGGGCACGGGCGAAGGUUGCGCGUGCACGUCCCGUGGGUUUGCAUGGAGACACGGCUCGUGACGAAAGACUUGCGCAUCUUAUCAUCGACAAGUUUCAGACUGCUGGCACACUCAGAUACGCUGAUAUUGCGAUGAACGCAUGGCAUGCAGGUCAUCCACGCAUUGCGACACUGCUGCUGGACAAGGAGGUGCGCGCCUGUGAUCAGAUUCCACUGCUUAUGCACAUGCAAGAAUACCGCCUUGCACUCAUGAAAGCUGUUGAAAGUGGCGAUACAGAUCUCAUUUUGCAUGUAAUACUGGCACUGCAGAGUAGUCUUGCACGAGGUGCAUUUUUCCGCAUCGUGCAGUCGCUGGACUGGCCGUCAUUGCCACCGCCAAGUCAAGACGCACAGAAAGUGGCAGCAGCUGCAGCGGCAACAACAACAACAACAACAUCUGCAUCAGCAACAGCAGUAAAGGCCGAGCCUACCGACGUGGUGGGACUGCGACCGACGUCUCUACCGACGUACACGACACUCGCGCCGCGUCUGCUUGUUUCGUAUGGUCGUGACUACGAUCGGCCGUUGGCGCACGACUUUUUCUACCAAGAUGAUCGACAUGCCGACAUGGCUCUUCUUUGCAUCGAUGAUGCCCUGCAGAUGGAUGCAUCGGUGCGUGCGGGUGCAUUGCGCCGUGCGCAGCGGCAUUUUGGCGAAGAUCGGACGUGUGCAAGCGAAGCAAGACUCACAGACGAGACAUGCUCGUUGCUUGGUGUUCAAGUAGCCAUCCAGGCUGAGCUGAACAUCGCGGAUACCACUGGCAGACCGCCGUCACAGGUCCAAGGCAUGUCGUUGUUCGACACCAUUCUCACCUGUUUGAAGCAUCCGAAACUGGAAAAACGUGCUGAAAAGCUCAAACACGAUUUCCACGUGCCCGAAGCACGCUACUAUGCAUUGCGUGUGCGCGCAUACAUUGCAACCCAAGAUUUCCACUCUUUGUGGCGGCACGUCACGUCGCGUCGACCGCCUCAUGGCUAUGUGACAAUUGUCCAAGCACUCGUGCAUGCAGGUCAUGUCGACGAGGCAUCUAGGUACAUGAAUCGUGGCGUUACGAUGGACAAGGCGAAUCGAGCCAAGCUUAUGUACGUGUGUGAAAAUGGCGGGCAGAAGCAUGGCGGAAACUAA